AUAAGUCGCGACACUUCAUAAUUUCAAUUUCAGCAAGUAUUUAUAUGUAAUAAAGAAAGAACCGUUAAGCCCUGCGUUAUCUACAUAUAAGCUCUGCACGCAUGCUGUUUCUAUUCUUGAGGGAUCUUUCUCUUUUUUGGUUCUACGGCUCUCGUAGAUCAAACGUGAUUAUUAUAAGCACACCCACAGUACCUUCGAACAGGAAGUAGCAGUAAUCGCCAAGCAGCCAACAAUCAACGGCAUAAGCAUUAAAAUGUUGCUGUCACCAUGAAAAUAAAACGCUCACUCGCAGCUGCGCAGCCGCGUCGAUGAUUUGCUAUAUAAGUUAAGGCUUACGCCCAGAAAUGUAUCAUUUGCAGAUCAAGUUCACUUCUGUAAAGAACUCAACCAAAUCCCAAAAAACAGCAACAUGGCAUUCAAGUUUGUUUUCGCACUCGCCUUCGUCGCGUUGACCAGCGCUGGCUAUGUGCCCGAGGCUUAUCACGCAGCUGCUCCGGUUGCCACCUAUGGUGCCCCCCUGGCUGUGGCCCAGAAGGUGGUAGUCAAGUCCGAUGAGACCUACGAUCCCCAUCCCCAGUACCGCUUCUCGUACGGCGUCGACGAUAAGCUGACUGGCGACUCCAAAGGUCAGGUGGAGGAACGCGAUGGGGAUGUGGUCCGUGGCGAGUACUCGCUGGUGGAUGCCGAUGGUUACAAGCGCACUGUCCAGUACACCGCUGAUCCCAUCAACGGCUUCAACGCUGUGGUCAAUCGUGAGCCCCUCGUCAAGGCCGUCGCCGUUGCUCCUGUUGUGAAGACCAUUGCCGCUGCUCCAGUUGCUCACUAUGCUGCCCCCGCUUUGGUCAAGACUGUUGCUCCCGCCUACUCCGCCUAUGCUGCUCCAGCUCCAGUGGCCCACUAUGCUGCCCCAGCUGUUGUUAAGACUGUCGCUCCUGCUUACUCCACCUAUGCAGCGCCUGCUCCAGUUGCUCAUUAUGCUGCUCCAGCUGUCCACUAUGCUGCUCCAGCUGUCGUCAAGGCCGUCGCUCCAGUUGCUCACUACUCCGCCCCCGCUCAGGUCGCACACUAUGCUGCACCAGCGGCCCACUAUGCCACUUACGCCGCUCCUGCCGUCGCCUACCAUCACUAAAAUAAUGAUGGCUUUCUAGAACUCG
Messenger RNA from Drosophila hydei, 1154 nucleotides. RefSeq names its product cuticle protein 21-like. The transcript has 2 exons. The record is from RefSeq and is a predicted model, not a curated record. Bases 410 to 1129 code for a protein of 239 amino acids. Lineage: Eukaryota; Metazoa; Arthropoda; Insecta; Diptera; Drosophilidae. Gene Ontology annotation, cellular component: extracellular matrix.